Purpureocillium takamizusanense is the source of this 2326-nucleotide messenger RNA. RefSeq lists its product as uncharacterized. Bases 1259 to 2251 code for a protein of 330 amino acids. The transcript is spliced from 4 exons. The record is from RefSeq and is a predicted model, not a curated record. NCBI's taxonomy places the organism in Eukaryota, Fungi, Ascomycota, Sordariomycetes, Hypocreales, Ophiocordycipitaceae.
AGCUGCCUUUGCUGUGUCGUUGGCUCAAUUCGGAGACGCGGCCUCACCCCAAACCUUGGUACCGAAUACAUUUGCCAACACGGACCCUGCCUAACCCCUCGGCUUAGUGGAGGAGCGCUUAGCACUGCUACCGUGUGCUGGUACUAAGGCAGGCACUAAAUAAGGAAAGACGUCGGUCCAGCCUUGCCUCCCGCUGUCCGCCCAGGAAGGAGCUGUCCCGUAGGUACACAUCGUCUUCCUUCCCACUCAUUCGUACUUCGCGGCUUGUUGGACCACCAGCUCUCGGCCCUCCAAUCGCGGCCCCCGUUGGCCAAGUCCACAACCACCACAACCACAACCACCACCAUCUCCCCUUCGUCUUGUCUCCUCCUUCUCGCCUACCACAAAUCAGUCGGCCUUCACAAUCCGCCUGGCCAGUUUCCUCCCCUGCUCCUUUCUCAUCCGCACACCGCACAUUGCGCUCUCACUACACGCGCGUGUUCCGCUUUGAGAAAUCGGGGCUCUCAGAUUCGCUUGGCAUCCGUCCGCCGCCAGACUUCCUGGGCAGAGAGAGUGGUCAUGAACACCACGUACUCUGCCGACCAGCAGAUGCCCGUGGCAGGCGCUGCGUAUCCUCCCUCGUCGGCUCCCACGUCUGCCUCGACAGCAAACUCGACAUCUCCGUAUCCUCCCUACCAGCCGCCGCCACCGCCGCACCAUCAGCAACAACAACAUCAGCACCACGAGCACCACCACCCAGCGCCUCUUCAGAAUCAGCACCCGCACUCGCACCACCACCUCCCACUUUCACACCAGCAGCAUCCACGUCAACUCCAGCAGCUUCCUUCGCGACAGUCGCAACCGAGCCCUCACGACAGCCAUGGCAACCACCAACCCCCGCCUCAUCCUCACCCUCACCCUCAUCAAUCUGCCCAACCGCCCCUGCCGCCGUCCACAUCUGCGCAUCAACACCGCAGUAUGAUGCCGCCGCCCCAGCUUCAGCCACCUUCGUCAGUGACGCAAAGCCUUCCCCCCCCCAAACAGGAGGAACAGUCGGCGGCGGCAGCUUCCGAGGCCACAGCCAUGCUCAAGUCCUACUCCAACGUGGAUGAUUCCACUGGCCGCAAAUACCGUUUGGAUGUCGUUCAGCAACCCAAGCGCGCUCGCAUGUGCGGCUUUGGCGACAAGGUCUCGACUCUCUCACCCAAAUGCUCUUUGGUGGUCGUCGAUCGGCAGUGACUGACACUUAGCAGGACCGAAGACCAAUCACACCACCACCAUGUGUACGGCUCAUCAUCACAGACGCUGGAACGGGGAGAGAAAUAGACUGCAAGUGAGCCGACCUGGCCCGUGUCUGACCCUCGAAUGCCGUCGGUCCACGGACGCUAAUGAUCCCGACAGUGCCAUUGACCAUUCCAUGUUUGUACUCAACGUGGACCUCUGGAGUGAGGAUGGAUCUCGCGAGGUCAAUUUGGUACGGUCGUCCACCGGUAGUCCAUCUAUUUCAUCCACAACACCCUAUUCUUGGUCUUCGCUCAACAGCGGGGAUCCGUCUAUGAGUCCCUACCCUCAGCACCAACACGUUUUGGCAUCCAGCCGCGAUGGAUCUUACCCCCCAGCGCAAUCAGGACCCUACGUCCCGGACUACCAGGUGCAGCCCGGGUAUAGUCAAGGACCUCCCCCCUUCCCACCAAACGGAUCAUAUGGCCCUCCACAGCAGUACUUCCCGCAGCAUCAAGGCUACAGACACGAUGGCAGCGUGGCGCCAUUGCCUUCGCAGACGAACAUGGUUCAGUUCAAUCGGAAUGGCGUUCCUGUUGCUCCAAGCUACGGCCCCGGUCCGGCCGGGCUUGGGGGAGUAGCAAUGGUGGGCAACCAGCCGCAAGGCAUGUUCACGCGCAACCUCAUCGGAAGCUUGGCAGCAAGCGCUUUCCGUCUCAGCGACACAGCGGAUCACAUUGGCAUCUGGUUCGUGCUUCAAGAUCUCAGCGUUCGUUCAGAGGGAACUUUCCGCCUCAGGUUCUCCUUUGUCAACGUUGGAGCGCGCGGUGGAUCCCGUCGUGAUGGAAACGCCCCGAAGAUCAACACCGGUCGAGCCCCAAUCCUAGCAUCCUGUUUCAGCUAUCCAUUCACCGUCUUCUCAGCCAAGAAGUUUCCGGGUGUGUGCGAGAGCACACCGCUCAGCAAAACAUUUGCGACGCAGGGAAUCAAGAUCCCCAUCCGGAAAGAUGCAAACGUCAAAGGCGGUGAUGAGGACGACUAUGGCGAGUAGUCUGGCCUCGAUGCAGUGCCAAUUAAUCUGAUCGCCUACUGCCAAGUCCAGCCCUGUCUUCGCAGGACCCCCCCC